AUGUCGGUUUUUGGAUACCUCAUAAAUACAAGCAUUACAGGCAAUCAGUUUGAAGGCGCUGCCGAGAUAUUAAACAGACUUUUAUUCAUCUAUCAAAGUCUUUUCACAUCUAUCUAUCUAUCUAUCUAUCUAUCUAUCUAUCUAUCUAUCUAUCUAUCUAUCAGUCUGUUCGUUUCUAUCUAUCUAUCUAUCUAUCUAUCUAUCAGUCUGUUCGUUUCUAUCUAUCUAUCUAUCUAUCUAUCUCAGUGUGUUCAUAUCUAUCUUAGUCUGUUCAUAUCUAUCUCAGUCUGUUCUUUCUAUCUAUCUAUCUAUCGCAUUCUUUUAUAUACAAGAGAAGCACUCCACAUCAAACAUCUGGCACAAAGUAUUAAUCUCACUAUAUUUAAGGACAUAAAUAACGUGCUAACGCUUUUUUUAAUAGACAAUAGCCUCCUCCAUAUCCAGCCACGUUCUUUUCCAAAUAAAUGCCCCCGAGAAAUGUAUAAACAUCUCUUCUUCCUCCGGCUAUAG
Molecule: messenger RNA, 510 nt
Organism: Acanthosepion pharaonis
Lineage: Eukaryota; Metazoa; Mollusca; Cephalopoda; Sepiida; Sepiidae
Source: the annotation of a GenBank genome assembly